CCCGCCCCCACUCGCACAGCUGGCCGGGGCGCUUCCCGUGAUGCAGUGCGGCGGAGCCCCGGGGACCCCGAACCCCCAGACCGGGCCCCAGCGGCAGCCAUGAGCGGCGGAGGGGGGAGCAGCUCGGCCCCGGGCCGGUUCGCCGAUUACUUCGUCAUCAGCGGGCUGGACACGGACACCGGGCUGGAGCCGGACGAGCUCUCCGCGCUAUGUGAGUACAUUCAGGCUUCUAAAGCCGGCGAAGGGGUCGGACGUUUCAUUCCCAGCAGCGCUGAAGGAGAGAAUUUCGAGCAGACCCCCCUCAGGCGCACUUUCAAAUCCAAGGUCCUGGCGCAUUACCCCGAAAAUGUGGAAUGGAACGCCUUCGACCAGGACGCGGUGGGCAUGCUAUGCAUGCCCAAAGGAUUGUCCUUCAAGACGCAGUCAGACCCCCGGGACCCUCAGUUCCACUCGUUCAUCAUCACUAGAGAAGAUGGCUCCCGGACCUUCGGCUUCGCCCUCACCUUCUUCGAGGAGGUCACCAGCAAACAGAUCUGCAGCGCCAUGCAGACGCUCUACCACAUGCACAACGCCGAAUACGACAUCAUUCACAUAUCGGCCACCAACGGCAGGGACGACCCCGACUGUGCGGAGGACUGCAACGUGACGAAGUUACAGCGCUUCAACUCGUACGACAUCUCGCGGGACACGCUGUACGUGUCCAAGUGCAUCUGUCUCAUCGCGCCCAUGUCCUUCAUGACGGCCUGUAAGAAGGUGCUGGAGCAGCUUCACCGGGCCGUGACCUCCGCCCAGCCUCCGCCACUGCCUUUGGAGAGCUAUAUCUAUAACAUCCUCUAUGAGGUGCCUCUCCCCCCGGCCGGCCGCUCCUUGAAGUUUUCGGGGGUCUACGUCCCCAUCGUCUGCCAGCGCCCGAGUACCAACGAGUUGCCGCUCUUUGACUUUCCCGUCCAGGAGGUCUUUGAGUUACUCGGCGUGGAGAACGUUGUCCAGCUCUUCACGUGCGCCCUCCUCGAAUUCCAGAUCCUGCUUUACUCUCAGCAUUACCAGCGGUUGAUGACCGUGGCGGAGACCAUCACCGGCCUGAUGUUUCCGUUCCAGUGGCAGCACGUGUACGUGCCGAUCCUCCCGGCCUCGCUGCUUCACUUCCUAGACGCUCCCGUCCCGUACCUCAUGGGCUUGCACUCCAACGGGCUGGACGACCGGUCCAAGCUGGAGCUGCCGCAGGAGGCCAACCUCUGCUUUGUGGACAUAGACAACCACUUCAUCGAGUUACCCGAAGACCUGCCUCAGUUCCCGAACAAGCUGGAGUUCAUCCAGGAAGUAUCCGAGGUGUUGAUGUCCUUUGGAAUCCCCCCCGAGGGUAACCUGCACUGCAGCGAGAGCGUCUCCAAGCUCAAGGACCUCAAAGCCGCCGACCUCGUGUCCGACAAGAAGAACGGCAACCUGGCGGGGACCGCGUUAAACUCCUUCGAGCUCCUGAAGGAGAACGAAACUCUAGCUCGGAUACAGGCUCUGGUGAAGAGGACCGGAGUGAGCCUGGAAAAGGGGAGUUCUCGUUCCGCCGGGGUGGAGGUUAAAGAGGAGUCGAGCGGCAGGAAGGACGGGACGGCGCAGUGUGACGAGCGUGAGCUUCGCGUCCAUCGGCUGAACAUCCACGUGCGCGAGGUCUUCGCCAGCCGCUUCACUCAGAUGUUUGCCGACUACGAGGUGUUUGUGAUCCAGCCGAGCCAAGACAAGGAGUCCUGGUUCACAAACCGGGAGCAGAUGCAGAACUUCGACAAAGCGUCCUUCCUUUCCGAUCAGCCCGAGCCGUACCUGCCGUUCCUCUCCCGUUUCCUGGAAACCCAAAUGUUUGCGUCUUUCAUCGAUAAUAAAAUCCUUUGCCACGACGACGACGACAAAGAUCCUGUUCUGCGGGUCUUUGACAGCAGAGUCGAUAAGAUCAGACUGUUAAACGUCCGGACGCCGACCCUCCGCACCUCCAUGUACCAGAAAUGCACCAGUAUCGAAGAAGCAGUAAAAGCGAUCGAGUUGCGUCUGUCGAAGAUCGAUCACACGGCGAUUCACCCGCACCUCUUGGACAUGAAGAUCGGGCAGGGCAAGUACGAGCCGGGCUUCUUCCCCAAGCUUCAGUCUGACGUCCUUUCCACCGGGCCGGCCACCAACAAGUGGACUAAGAGGAACGCCCCGGCGCAGUGGAGGAGGAAGGACCGGCAGAAGCAGCACACGGAGCAUCUACGGCUCGAUAACGACCAGAGAGAGAAAUACAUCCAGGAGGCCAGAAAUCUGGGCAGUACGAUUCGGCAGCCCAAGCUCUCCAACCUGUCGCCCUCCGUCAUCGCCCAGACCAACUGGAAGUUUGUGGAGGGUCUGCUGAAGGAGUGCCGCAAUAAGACCAAGAGGAUGCUGGUGGAGAAGAUGGGCCGGGAGGCCGUGGAGUUGGGUCACGGCGAGGUGAGCAUCACCGGCGUGGAGGAGAACACGCUGAUCGCCAGCCUCUGUGAUCUCCUGGAGAGGAUCUGGAGCCACGGCCUGUUGGUGAAACAGGGGAAGUCCGCCUUGUGGUCUCACCUACUGCAUUAUCAGGAGAACAGGAGAAGAAUCGCCGGAGGAAGCGUCGGCACCUCGGAGAUCUUUCUAGAUUCAGAGAGGCGUAGAUCUGACCCGAACCCCGUGAUGCCCCCUCUAAAGAUCUCCUUGGUGCAGGACAUGCGGCAUAUCCAGAACAUCGGAGAGAUCAAGACAGACGUGGGGAAGGCCCGGGCCUGGGUGCGACUCUCCAUGGAGAAGAAGCUUCUCUCUCGGCAUCUCAAGCAGCUCCUCCUGGACCACGAGCUCACUAAAAAACUCUACAAGCGAUACGCCUUCCUGCGCUGCGACGAUGAGAAGGAGCAGUUCCUCUACCACCUGCUGUCCUUCAACGCCGUCGAUUAUUUUUGUUUCACGAACGUCUUCACCACGAUCUUGAUCCCGUAUCACAUUCUGAUCGUCCCCGGUAAGAAGCUGGGGGGCUCCAUGUUCACAGCCAACCCCUGGAUCUGCCUGUCGGGGGAACUCGGGGAGACGGGGGUCCUGCAGCUUCCGCGGAACGUCUUUGAAACGACUCACGAGUGCCAAAACCUCGGGAAACUGACGACGGUGCAGAUCGGGCACGACAACGCCGGGCUGUACGCCAAGUGGCUCGUGGAACACGUCAUGGUGCGGAACGAGAUCACGGGGCACACAUACAAGUUUCCUUGCGGCCGCUGGCUGGGGAAAGGAAUGGAUGAUGGGAGUCUGGAGAGAGUCUUGGUCGGAGACUUACUCACGCCUAAUACAGAGACGGAGGAGAGGCCCUGCCGGACGCCCCCGUUACAGCACUCCCCGGGCAUGAUCCGGAGGCUGGUCGCCAUCUCCCCCAGCAGCAGACCCAAAUUUAAUACGGGGCAGAUCCAGGAGGCGACCGGCGAGGCGGUGAACGGCAUCGUGAAGCAUUUCCACAAACCGGAGAAAGAGAGGGGCAGUUUAACGUUACUGCUGUGCGGAGAAAGCGGUCUGGUGGCCGCUCUGGAGCAAGUCUUCCAACACGGCUUCAAGUCUCCGCGGCUCUUCAAAAGCAUCUUCAUCUGGGACUUCUUAGAAAAAGCACAAGCACAUUACGAGGCCCUGGAGCUGAACGAUUCGCUACCGGAGGAAGACUGGCGGAAAAGAGCCCGCAAUUUCUGCCGUUUCAUCAGCGCCAUCAACGGCACCCCGAGAAACAUUGGCAAGGAUGGCAAGUUUCAGAUGUUCGUUUGUUUAGGAGCUCGAGAUCACUGUUUGCACCACUGGAUCGCUUUGCUGGCGGACUGUCCCAUCAUAGCACAAAUGUACGAAGAAACGGCGUUAAUCAAGGACCAUUCGCUGGUGAAUUCCUUAAUCCGCGUCUUACAGACGCUCCAGGAGUUCAACAUCACGUUGGAAAGUUCUCUCAUCAAAGGAAUUAACAUCUGAUCCUGACUGAAGCCGUGGCGGGGUUCAUACACGGCCCCCGAGCAGCGAGCGACCCCCCCCCGCGCGCUGGACGGGACCGCCG
Messenger RNA from Spea bombifrons (plains spadefoot toad), 4054 nucleotides. It is a transcript of the gene DENND5A, whose product is annotated as DENN domain containing 5A. The record is from RefSeq and is a predicted model, not a curated record. Gene Ontology annotation, molecular function: guanyl-nucleotide exchange factor activity; small GTPase binding. The coding region runs from base 100 to 3972 and encodes 1290 amino acids. NCBI's taxonomy places the organism in Eukaryota, Metazoa, Chordata, Amphibia, Anura, Pelobatidae. The transcript has 23 exons.